AUGUACUACGAUGUUUAUAUAAGUGAAAGAAUUAAGAAUAACGAUUGUGGCGCCGUUGACUGUUUACAACCUGGCUUGCAAUUUUUUACGACUUCAACCAAAGUACCGUCAUUAAAUUAUUUGAAACUUAUUGACGACGCGCCAGAUGACAUGCUUCGUGAUCAAUAUUGGGAACAAUUUAUACAGACCAAUUUAUCUCAAUUAAACAAAUUUGAUUUCUUUUUUCAACAGCAUUUUAAUGUAAUGAGAACACCAGAAGAGCUCGAGUUCAUCAAUGCUGCAUUUCAAACACCGUUUUGGAUUAAACUCAAACAAUGGUUUACUAUAUUUCAAUAUCACAAUGAACCGACGGUAGAAUUUCGCAUAUACACAAUACCAAUAUGUACAAGUACGUUUCUUCACAACCCAGGAUUCGCUCAACUUCCUUCUCCUGCAACAUCAAUGAGAACAGAACACAAUAAUAUUGAAGCAAUAAUUGUUGAUAAACGCAAUAUCGAUGAUACUGCACUCGAAAGAGAAGAUAUGCGAGAGAACUAUUUUCAUUUUAGAAAAGUUGCUUACCUUAUAGUUAAUUUGUAUUCAUCUUGGUCAGCAUUAUUAGUCUCAACAACUUUUAAGGCUAUUGAUAUCACGAAGAUAGGUUCCUGUUUGGAAGAAGCACAUAGUCUUCAGUCUCUGACAAUUAGUAAUUUUCUCUACGAAAAUGGUACUCCUAUACCGUUCGAAAGUAUCUGUUCGAUAUUUCCAUGUGGAGUACAACAGUUGGAUAUAUGGAUGAACAAUGUGGCACAAAUCAAGAUAAUAAUACAAUCGAUUGAAUUUAUUGGGAUGGAUCGAAAGCAAUGA
Molecule: messenger RNA, 846 nt
Organism: Adineta ricciae
Lineage: Eukaryota; Metazoa; Rotifera; Eurotatoria; Adinetida; Adinetidae
Source: the annotation of a GenBank genome assembly